GGACGAAUGACUGAACAAGGUUUGGCAAAUGACAGGCCGUCGUCGCUCCCCCUCCCUGCCUACUCAGUCGAGAGAUUGACCUGCCCCUCGGUGUCUGAAACGCGCGUCAUUCAUUCGACUCGACUCCAAGGCCAAGCUGCGCCCACCUGCGCCCACUCCUUUGUGCACCGACCGACUCACUCUGGGACCCAGUCCAGCAGGCAGCGAGCGCUCCCUCCCGCUCGCGCCGCCCUGCCGGCGCCGCCGCCGCCGCCGCCGCUGAUGCCUGCUUUGCCCGUUAGCCGGGCCUGCCUCUCCUUGGACUUUGCACACCUCGGCCUCGAUUCCGCCUGAAAUGGGAACGAUCCUGUACGCUGCACAGCAUACAGGCCAUCGAGCGAAGAGCGAGCACCGCCUUCUUUUCGUCUUUCGCGGGCAGACCGCGACUUUCAGCCUAUUUCGAUCUUCAUUGGAGGAGAUGCCUCAGGCGGCAGAGAGAGGUUGGCGACCCCAGACUCUCUUCGUCAAAUCGAUCAGGCUCAGCUGUCAUCGGCGCUGCGACAUUAGCCCGCUUUUCCUGACUUUGAAAGUGGCGGGCGUAACGGGCGGGCGUACGCACACGUCAAGCUGGGCUGGGCGUUCAGCGCUGGGCGUGAGACAGCUGCAAGCGGAUUCUGUUACUUCGCCCAGCCGUCGUAGCUGCUUUGUCGGGCGAGCGAGCUACCAAGACGGUGUAAAUCAGCGACGAUGUUGCACAUUGGCUCGGCUCGGCUGUCACGGCUCAGCGCAGGCCUGUCAUAGCGAGGGCGUCAAAAGAAGAGACUGUGAAGUCGACAUGCCGUACACCAGUACGCAGCACAGAACAAGACGAGACGGCUGGGCAGGGGCCUACCGCUUUGACCCUUCCCCACUUGCACUUUGACGCCCAGGUCAUGAGACGCCAAAAUCAUGCUUGGAUUGUCAAUCUCGGGAAGGGAACGGGGACGGGGUCUGAUCGCGCUUCAUUGAUUGAUUGAUUGAAGAAGAAACGGAUGUGACUUGCAUUGGUACGUAGGGAUCGGACGGGAUCGCA
Molecule: messenger RNA, 1051 nt
Organism: Jaminaea rosea
Lineage: Eukaryota; Fungi; Basidiomycota; Exobasidiomycetes; Microstromatales
Exons: 1
Coding region: 335-901 (188 amino acids)
Source: RefSeq, a predicted model, not a curated record